GUCUCUUGUCCUCUCUUGUCGCACAUGCUCGUGGCGCUCCUUGUCCUCAGCAGCCUGACACAGACACACCUACAUACAUACAGACAGACAGACAGACAGACAGACAAUCAUACAGUCAGAGGGGCAUGAGGAUGGAUGGAUGUCAUGUGGUCUCACCUGAUCCUCGCUUUGCUUUGCGAUUCCCUCGCCGCUUCGCCACAUAUCUCGGAUCAGCACAGGACUCGGCGUAUGCCUGACUCAGACAUGCACGGCAGCUUAUGUCUAAGGCCUGUCUUAUGCCUGUCUUAUGCCUAACUCAGGCCUGUCUUAUGCUACCCACCUGCAUUUCGCCCUCAUCGAGGUAUGGUAGGCGAAACUUGAGCUCCUUGCGCCUGCGACCACUCUCGUCGGCUUCCACGACAACCACCCACUGCUCGAUGUCGCCAUAUCGUCUGUUGGCGACCGCAUGCCACACGCCUGGUACGUCACUGUGGCGCUGCACUGCAGACACGACCAGAGACAACCACACAUGUUGGUGACACCAUUUUCUCUCGUGCGGUGCAAACCUUCGAUGACGCCCUCGACCAUCUUCUUGUACUGCUGAUGGGUCUCGAACAGGGCUGCGCCGACCAGACAGACCUGCAGCACCGAUGAGGCGACAGCCUGCACACACAGAGAGAUGAUUGCAGGUCAAACGCCCGGACCGGCGCACCCACCGCUUGCUCGUCGGGCAUCUGGUCGAUGUAGGCGUCGUCCAUGUUGACGGCUCCCUCGAACAGUGGGCUGGACACGACCUGCAUGAACGUGAGACCACAUGACACCCACGCACACAACCCCACACACUUAAAGCGUCGCCGGCACUUACAGUAGAGACAGCGCCGGGUGACAGGGCCUCCUCAGUCAUCACACGCGCGUCGACCACGUCGGCCAUACGUUGAGCACUGUCAACAUCCACACAGACACACACAUUCAUGUCGAGUGUGUGCGUCAAGCCGUGUGCGUGUCUCGGCUGACAUGCGGCUGAGGCUGCCAGUGGAGGUCCACUCUGCCCUGAUCAGGUAGCUCCAGUCAUCCUGCGGCAGCAUGGACUUGAUCUCCUGGUACGUUGACUUGAUGGAGUUGGCGACACGGAUGGCCUCGGUCCAGGCGAACAGGUUCUCUGUGUGUGUGUGCAUCAGCUGGGACGAGAGGUUGGGCAGACCGGUCACACAAACGCAGGAAUGUGCGUCAAACUGAAGACACACAGUGCAUUGUCAUGUCAUGUCUCUGUGUGUAUGUGUCUCUAUCUCUCUGCAGUGAGUGCUGUGCCUCUGUCUCUCUGACUGUCACUGCAUACCUCGAGUCGCCGCUUUUUGCUUUGCUUGACGCCAGAGUCGAGUUGCGUCACGGGCGAAAUGUUGGAGACAAUCAACUUGACGCAGUCGUUGCAUUCGCCCCACCACUCAUGUCUGCCGAGGAAGCGGUCAGCCUCGAAGUCACCGGCACCGAAGUGAUGGUACUGCAUGUCGUUUCUCACUCACAAUCCGUCAAUUGUCAACUCGCCGAUAAGCUGACUUGCUGACUCUGUGCACUUGUGUACAGACAGGGAUGUGUGUACAUAAGUGUCAACCACGGCGGUUUGUACAUGCACAGCAAGCUGAGAACGGCUGUCCGGCGGCCAUGUAUGUACAUAUUUGCG
Molecule: messenger RNA, 1657 nt
Organism: Vitrella brassicaformis
Lineage: Eukaryota; Vitrellaceae
Source: the annotation of a GenBank genome assembly